GAUGGGAGAGGAUGGAAGUUGUAAUAUUUAUGUAGGCUCCUCCUCUCACAAUGAUGUCAAUCAGAGGCAGAGAGGUGGGCAGUACUAAGGGACCGGGUUCAUGCAAUACUACUGAGACAACUAGGCAUAGCUUAGCACACAGAUAGGCUCACAGCAUCACGCGUAUUUCAUCCCCGCUGUAAGUGAUGCCGCACUAAGGCACACUUUCAUCCAACUCCGUUGGGGACAGAACAGUACAUAGGCUACUGGCCAUUUGUGUGUAGUUUUUUGGCUUAAUGAUAACCCUAAAAAAGAAAAACAGUGUUGGCAGAACUGAUUAAACUGAAGUUUUCAGCCAUCGCACCAAAUUGUGCGGUUUUUGCGCGUUAUUGGAUCGAAGUUUAUGCGCUUGUUAAAUAUCUAUUAUACAUCCUCAAUGAAACAGUCUUCAGUGCAAGCGGUAUUCAUCAUAUGUAGAGAAGGAGACGUUUUAAAAUACACGUAGGCUAGGGCUAUUUCAUGUAGCCUAUACCAAGCGACUUGGACCAACAGCAUCUCCACUACCGCCUGUGAGAUUGAACCAGUUAGGCUAACCCAUCUGAAGAGGAAUAACAUCGGCUUUGAGUUAGCAAAGUUAUUCUGCAAUCAAUGCUUUUUGCCUUCCGCAUGUGGACCAUAGACUUUUUAGGACAUGGAUAAUUUUCUGUAGUGGAAUAAACCCUAUUGAUUGGUGUUUUAUUUGAUUUCCGUUGCCGAAGAGGAUCUUUUUUCGCCCCUUUUCUACUUCAGUCUAAUUAUGGCACUUCUUCUAAAGCAGUGAUGUCGCUACGUGACGGGAAUUGCGAUUGAUUUUCCAUUUUCUAUUUUUUAAGGAAUUUAAGUGUUGUGACAGAACGACAUCCUAACAAGAACAGAUCCCAUCUGCUCCGAUUAUGGACUUAGCACGUCAGGCCCAUGUGCUGGUGGUGUUGCUCACCUGCCUGGUCCUGCUGUCCUCGGCCCAAGAGAAGGACUACACGGUGAGGGAGGAGCAGCCUGAGAAUGUCCGAAUCGGCAACCUGCGGAGGGACUUGGACCUGAACCUUGACCCCGACGUCAAGCUGUCCUCGCCGCUGCAGUUCAAGCCUGUCUACAAAACGGGCGAUGUGCCUUUGGUUAGGGUGGAGGCCAGCACGGGGGAGAUCUUUACCACAGCUCACCGCAUCGACCGCGAGAAACUCUGCUCGGGAGUGUUCAACGAGAAGCGCUGCUUCUACGAGAUCGAGGUGGCUGUUCUGCCUGAUGAGAUCUUCCGCCUGGUCAAGAUCCGGUUCCUGAUCGAGGACAUCAACGACAAUGCUCCACUCUUCCAGUCGACGGUUAUAAACAUCUCCAUCCCAGAGAACACGGCUAUCAACACUAGAUACCCGGUGCCCUCUGCGUUUGACCCAGAUGUCGGGAUCAAUGGGAUCCAGCACUACGAACUUGUCAAGAGUGUGAGUGAAUUUGGUCUGGACAUCAUCGAGACCCCAGAGGGUGACAAAUGGCCUCAGCUGAUCGUCCAGCAAAGCCUGGACCGCGAGCAGAAGGACACGUUCGUCAUGAAGAUCAAAGUGGAAGAUGGAGGAACGCCCCCCAAGUCCAGCACUGCAAUCCUCCAGGUAACCAUCUCCGACGUGAACGACAAUCGUCCCGUCUUCAAGGACAGCGAGGUGGAGGUGAACGUUCCGGAAAAUGCCCCGACAGGGACUUCAGUCACCCAGCUCCACGCUACGGAUGCGGACCUCGGUUCCAACGCCCAGAUUCAUUUCUCCUUCUCUAACCAAGUCUCUUUGUCCACUAAGCGGCAUUUCUCCAUCGACAGCACCACCGGGUUGAUUACUGUCAAGCAGACCCUGGACCGCGAGGCAGCUCCAGUCCACAAACUAAUCGUCCUGGCUAGCGAUGGAGGCUCCACUUCCUCCAGAGCUACGGUUAUCGUCAACGUUACGGACAUUAAUGACAACGUUCCAUCCAUAGACACUCGGUACAUAAUUAACCUUGUUAACGGUACGGUUCUGCUCUCGGAGAACGCUCCUCUCAAAACCAAAAUAGCCCUAAUUACAGUGACAGACAAGGACUCAGAUCUGAACGGCAAAGUGACUUGUUACACUGACCACGACAUUCCUUUCAGGCUAAAGCCUGUCUUUAAUGACCAAUUUCUGCUGGAGACUGCGGCCCCUCUAGAUUAUGAAACAACCAGGGAAUAUGCAAUUAAGAUAGUGGCUUCAGAUUCAGGGAAGCCUCCAUUGAACACUUCUGCAAUGGUUUUAAUUAAAAUUAAGGACGAGAAUGACAAUGCUCCCAUCUUUCCCCAGCCUGAUAUUCAGCUGUCCAUACCAGAGAACAAUGAGCCGUCCUCCGAGCUGAUAAAGAUCAUUGCUACGGAUGCAGACAGUGGACAUAAUGCCGAGAUUCUUUAUUCUCUUGCCCCUGAUGCCCCUGAUUGCUUUAACAUAGAUAAACGGUCAGGAGUCCUUUCCGUUGCCAAGCGCUUGGAUAGAGAGAGGCAAGAGAAGUAUUCCUUCACUGUUCUCGCGAGGGACAAUGGUUCUACAUCGUUGCAAAGCAACAUCACAGUGAAGUUGAUAGUGCAGGAUCUCAAUGACAACAGCCCAGCUUUCACCCAUCCUGAGUAUAACUUCUAUGUGCCUGAGAACCUGCCUCUGUCCGGGACCGUGGGCCUGAUAACCGUCACGGACUCGGAUGCCGGUGACAACGCUGUCAUAACCCUGUCCAUCUUGAACGGCAAAGACAAUUUCGUUAUCGAUCCACAGACCGGCGUGAUCAAACCCAACAUUACAUUUGACAGAGAGCAGCAGAGCUCGUACACCUUCAUGGUGAAGGCCACGGACGGAGGGCAACCGCCCAGCACCUCGUAUGCCAAGGUCACCAUUAACGUUGUGGAUGUCAAUGACAAUCGGCCAGUUUUUGUCAUCCCCUCGUCCAACUACUCUUACGAUCUAGUCCAGUCCACCACCAGCCCUGGAGCUGUGGUCACGAGAGUGUUCGCCAUAGACAACGACACUGGCAUGAACGCAGAGCUGCAGUACAGCAUCAUCGGGGGCUCGCAAAGAGGCCUUUUUGCGAUAGACAAAACAACUGGCAACAUAACUCUUCAGGAGAAGAUUGUCUCUUCAGAUCAGGGUUUACACAGGCUGGUGGUUAAAGUCAAAGACCUGGGUCAGCCGGAGUCCUUACACGCAAUUGCGCUUAUUCAUCUGUUCGUUAAUGAGACCGUGUCCAAUGCCACGUUCAUUCAGGAGCAGCUACGCAAGAGCAUGGAGACUCCCUUGGACCGUAACGUGGGCGACAAUGAUGUCACACCGCAAGCCAACGGCUAUGUGAUUGUUGUCAUUGCUAUUAUAGCCGGGACUAUGACUGUCAUCUUAGUCAUCUUUGUGACGGCCCUGGUGCGCUGCCGACAGACUCCCAGGCACAAGGUGGUGCAAAAGGGCAAACAGAGUGGCGAGUGGGUGUCACCCAACCAGGAAAACCGUCAAAUCAAAAAGAAAAAGAAGAAAAAGAAGAGAUCCCCCAAGAGCCUCCUCUUGAACUUUGUCACCAUUGAAGAAUCCAAGCCUGAUGAUCCCACCCACGAGCACAUUAACGGGACCCUGGACCUCCCAGUGGAGCUAGAGGAGCAGACAAUGGGGAAAUACAACUGGGCCACUACGCCAACCACCUUCAAACCUGACAGUCCAGACUUAGCCAAGCAUUACAAGUCUGCCUCCCCUCAGCCAACCUUCCAAAUCAAACCAGAGACCCCGGUGGCGCCCAAGAAACACCACGUGAUUCAGGAGCUCCCUCUUGACAACACAUUUGUGGUGGGCUGUGACUCUCUCUCCAAGUGCUCCUCCACCAGCUCAGAUCCGUACUCAGUCUCAGAGUGCAGCUGUCAGGGGGGAUUCAAGACUCCUGGGCAAAUCCACACCCGACAGAAUCAGGGCCAGACACCGGAGAAAUCCUUCAGUUCAGUCCCACCAACGUGUUCCCAUAAGGAGGGCUGUCAUCUCAGCAAGAUAACCACUGCAAACACCCAGCGUCGUGUGACCUUCCACCUCCCAGACGGUUCUCAGGAGAGCUGUAGCGAUAGCGGCCUGGGGGACCAGGAGCCCAGCAGCAAUGCCAGCACCACUCAGCCUCUGCCCAUUGGCUUCCCCCAGGAGGAGUUCUAUGAGCAGACCUCCCCCAAUAGCCGCACAGAAGGAGACGGCAACUCUGACCCAGAGUCCACCAUGGUAGAGGUGAAUCUUGCCAAUGCCCUGGUGGACGCCUCGGAGACGUGCACCCAGGAAUGUCUGAUCCUAGGCCACUCCGACAGCUGCUGGAUGCCCCCAGCCCUGGUGACCCAGUUCCAGUCGCCGUCCGGCGCGGGGACCCUGCCUACCCUGCCCUCCUUCGGCUUCCAGCACCAGCAAGGCUCCCCCUGGGCCCGGGGAGCCAAGGCGGACGGGCGUCAGUGCCACACCCUGGGCAGGCCCGCGCCAAAAGACGAACUGGACAAAGGGAUGAACCGGCCGCAGUUCUACAACACUCUGGAGAGACACUGCAGUAGCAAGAGUAAGGAGUCAGACCCUAUCAAGGUCAUCCCUCUGGCCAGCUUUUCCUCGGCUUCGUCGGGCCAGCAGACCCCAGCCACCAGGGGUUCCUCUGCCUUCUUACAUGAGCAUCAGCUGUAAGGAGCUCUGAGGGGCCACCAACGACUACUUGGUCUAAUGUAUCUUUAUGGCGCUUUCCAUGACAUGUCUUAGUGGCAAGUUUCUGAUUUGUGUGUACAUGUGUGAACAUGGAUUGUGGAGAAAGGGACAAUGACAAAACUCAGUCUCCAGAAUGGUGCAAAGAAGAGGACCUGACAAUGGCUGUAAUUACAUAAUAUAAAAAAAUAUGGAAGUAUGUAUGGAUGACCAACUUAUUCGAAGGCCUAGCUAAAUAUUUGUUCACAUUCAAUCACUGUACAGUAUAUAAAUGGUAGUUCUAUACCAAGUUAGUUCCACAAUAAAAAAAUUUAAAUACAAAUAAAGUAAAACAUCUUAGCUUUCAGUUUGGUAUAUAUGUUGCUGAUGAUUAAACAUAAUGAUGUACACUAUGCAAAUUGGGACCAGCUUACUAGACCCUUCCUAAAGACAAUUAACUUACUGAUAAACAAAAUGCAAAUGCACAGUAUAUAGUGUUGAUCAAGCUGAAUGGGACUAAAUGUUAUUUGUGAAUCCAAGAUGAAAGAUGUAUGUGUCCAAUCUGUGGUGAAAUAUUGCUUAGUGUAUCCAGUAAGACAUUCAGCUCCAGCUCCAGUGAACGAUCUAAAAUACGUUUGCCAUGUGCGAGAGGAUCAAAACCACAAUGUAUCAUGGGUGAGUUGUGACUGAAUGACCGACCUACAAAUAAUAAUUAGUAGUUUUUUUAUGACGCAGGUGAUUUGAUCCUCUCGACCACCGCCAUUCUCUUCUAUUGAUGUGUUCAUAUAAUCUUGUCUUGUUCAGGGGUCUGCAGACACGUACCUACCUUGAGCCUCAAUGAACUAUAAAGUUUCACUGUGUGUUGUGCUAACAUUUUAUAUAGAUAUACAGUAUGCACAGUAUGCAUAUCCCCACAAGAUGGCCGACACAACGUUCUUCCUUGUUUGUUUGGCAACUUGCUAUAAUGUAAGUCUUUGAGAUCUCCUUCUCUGACCUCUAUUCAACUUAUUUUCAACAAUGCAUUUCCCUUUUUAUUAGAACCUACAUAUGUUCAACAUUUUCUUCCCCAUCUAAUAGCAAUCUAGUCUUUUUCAGAAAGCCUAGCAGUUAGAGCGUUGUACCUGUAACCGAAAGGUCGUAGGUGCGGAUACCUGAACGGAAAAGGCGAUGGAAAAUAAUCUGUGAUGGUGCCCUUGAGCAAGGCACUUAACCCUAAUUGCUCUUGUAAGUUGCUCGGGAUGAGAGUGUCUGCUAAAUGACUCAAAUGUAAAUCUCAUUAGUGCGAGCCUCCCAGACAGCAGCGCCAUGCAAAGAGCUAGAGACUUUGUUUUCCUUUUUCUCUCUGUAAUACUUUCUCUUCAGUCCUAGAAUAUAACAUGCAUACAUCAUAAUGAGUCCUAUGGAGCCAAUUAAGAAUAUAUCCCAAUAGUCUAAUUACUUUGAUCUGUAAUAUUCAUAGCAAGUAAUAGUUGUGGUUGACGGCACAGUAACAGUUCUCCAGGCUCACCGAAACAAACUGUGGCUCCUAGAAGUCAGGCAAUGAAAAGGUGACGACAUAUAUAUAUAUAUAUAUAUAUAUAUAUAUAUAUAUAUAUAUAUAUAGUCUGGCUGCAAAUAGCUUGUUAUCGUUUGUGCCCCUAUCUCAUCACAUUAGUCUCCGGUCUAACAAGAGUUUCUGUAUCCAUAACCAAGCAGCCUGGAAUAGAGGUUGCAUUUUCCUCACUAACGAAUUGUACAAGGUGUCUCUCUGGUUAAAUAAAAUUUAAAUGAAAUCUUAAAUUCCUUGGAUUUAACCAAAUGUCCUGUAAUUUCAAAGGUGUUCAUUAUUGGUAUCCAUUGAUUCUAAUCCAGCUGACAUUGCUUAGAAAUCAUCAGCUACUACAUUUUUAUAUGUUUGCAACUUUGUCCUCUAUUGGCAUGUGAAAGAAACAGGACAUGUUUAAGGCACCAUUUUCCCUGGAGGGCUGGACAGUCAAAUGUCUCUUGAAUGAGACAGUACCAGCUUACAGAUGACACUUUGGACCAGGUAUCCAUCAGUGUAGAAGUGCAUUAGAGAAGCCGUCAUUGGUGAAAUUACAUGAGCCAUAAGAGUGUUAUGUUGAGAGGUCAGGGUUGAGGUCAGUGUCCAUUUCAACUCACCUUGAGUCAAUUAAGGAAAUUAGUUGAAUUUGGAUUCAUUAAUUAAAUAAAUCAUUUUAACUGAAUAUUGGUUUAGCUUGCCCUAAUGCAUUGUAAUAUGGAUUUACAUAUAGUAUAUGAAAGGAGAGAUUGUAGGGUUUCAGAAAUACAGUAACUCUUGGCAACAGAUUACAACAAAGAAAUGAAAACACUAUUGCUCUUUAUUUGGAAUAAUAUGUUUUUUUACUGAAAUCAUACCGAAGACCUUUCUGUACCCAAUUAAAAUAAUACAUUCUCUAAUAACAUAUCAAACUUCUGUAUUAGACAGUAGGAAUGUUUCAGUCAAAAUAUAUCAUCAUUGGCUGGAAGUGAGGAUACAAAGAUGGCUGUCCUUUCUAGUGUUCUAUUCCAACUGCAUAAAGAUUAAUGUUAUUGACCCUUGUUACAAUGUGCAAAUUAACCAAAUAUGUACAGUACCAGUCAAAAGUUUGGACACGGUUUCCAAACUUUUGACUGAUACUGUACGUGUAUACACAUUACAGACAUAUCUCCAUCUGUAUUUCACUGCUAUAGGAGAACACAUACAUAGAUACACAUACAUAAGAGUGCUCCUGUAUCCCAGUACUGAUUUAAUAAAACACGGACUACGGUAUUACCAUGUCAACACUACACUCUGGAUGAAUAAAACCUGAUCGUUAUCCUCAUCCUGUCUCCUAUUGAGAACACUCCAUUUAACCAGGACUCGAAGGGGUGCAGUGUGUAGGUAAUAGGGUGCUAUUUGGGAGUCAUUCUCUGUAUUUCAUUUCUUAAAAAACUCGACAAUUGCAUGAAUCUAGAAUAAUAUAUAGGAUACAGCUUUCCAUAUUCAAAUAACAAGUCAAUUUUUUGCCAUUUGAAACACCCCUUUUGUUCUCAUUCAUGACAUAGCGUUAUAGAUUUCAGCAUUCAAAUAUAAUCAUAAUGAAUACGUAUGUCUUUUAGAUUACUGUUUCAGUACAGAUUCACUUUGUGCCAAAAGUUUCACGUAUGAACCAAAAAAAAUUGACAGUGAGACAAACCUCCAGAGAAAUUCAAGGCUUAGUAGACGGUCAUGUGCAUGGAUAUUCUCCAAACACAUUUUUUUUCUACUUUUCUACAAUGAAGCUCCCAGUCAGUUGUUUCCAAAAUCCUGUAUUUCUCUUUAAAAUGUUUUGUAUUAACACAUUUCAAAUUGUGAUCCAGUAUCAUUUGCAUGUGGCCAUGUUUAACCCUUUUAUCACUCGCUUGCAAUCCUACAAGAUUUUUAACACAUGUCAGGUUGGUCUGUGUUGUCACAUCAACCAUGUGUUGGUUUAACUGUAUCUACUGUCUGAUAACAUGUGGCAAACAAACAUAACCAAUUUUCAUUUCAGACGUAUGAGUAUGAAUCAUGUACACACAAAGUUAAUAUCCUAUCAACUUUUAGAAGAAAAAAUAUAUAAAUAUAGUGUACAUAUGAGCAGUACCCCUGAGUGGAAACAACAAGGUGGCAACAAAUAUGACUGAUGUACAUUAUUGUUGAGUAAAGGCGUAAAGAUGCAGCCAGCAAUUUUUGGCCACUGGUUGUAAAAGUGGCACUGUUGGGCCGAAAAGUGUAAUGGCGUAUGUGCAGAAUUUGUGCCUCUUGUCAUCAAAACCACUCUCUUUCAAACUUAGAAUGUCAUGGCUAACUGAGGUAUGAUAGUGAUUCUACUAAUAGAUCAUGCACAUAAACAACGUAUUACACAUCCAGCCCAACAGUGAGAGGUUAAAUCGCAAAAGUCCCAGACUGCAUCUUUAAUGACCUGAAAAUCUGUCAUAAAAAACAAAGGAAAUGUAAAAUGAUGAGACGACAAUCUCUGUUGUAAUGUAAAUGGAUACACACACAUAUAUUGGUGAGUGUGUGUGUGUGUGUGUGUGCAGGUAUGCCUGUGUGUGUGUCUGUGCAGCGGGCGUGUACGUGCGCGCAUUUUUGUGUGUGCAUGUAUGUAUACUGGCAUGCACCUUGCCAGAAUAUUUUAUGUACACACAUGUAUCUUGUAUAAAAUCUAUAUAUGAAAUACCUGCUAUAUAAUAUACAGUAUAUGCUUGUAAAUUAGUUAUUGGUGGGUGUAGGUUCAAGGUUGCUUCGAAAGAAAGCUUAAAUGCUUGCCAGCAGUGCAGUAUUGAUCAAUUAAACUAUGUGUUGUCAUGUCAUCAAAAUCUAUGAAAAAAAUGACCUUCCAUAUAUGGUGAAAUGAUUUUUCUUGUCAUGGAAUUUUACUUGAACCAUUAAAUAUUGAGUCUUCAAAGUA
Esox lucius (northern pike) is the source of this 9082-nucleotide messenger RNA. It is a transcript of the gene pcdh11, whose product is annotated as protocadherin 11. Bases 912 to 4679 code for a protein of 1255 amino acids. Gene Ontology annotation, molecular function: calcium ion binding. The transcript is spliced from 7 exons. Gene Ontology annotation, biological process: homophilic cell-cell adhesion. NCBI's taxonomy places the organism in Eukaryota, Metazoa, Chordata, Actinopteri, Esociformes, Esocidae. Gene Ontology annotation, cellular component: plasma membrane. The record is from RefSeq and is a predicted model, not a curated record.